Lingula anatina is the source of this 3271-nucleotide messenger RNA. RefSeq names its product alpha-1,6-mannosylglycoprotein 6-beta-N-acetylglucosaminyltransferase A. The record is from RefSeq and is a predicted model, not a curated record. NCBI's taxonomy places the organism in Eukaryota, Metazoa, Brachiopoda, Lingulata, Lingulida, Lingulidae. Gene Ontology annotation, biological process: protein N-linked glycosylation. Gene Ontology annotation, molecular function: alpha-1,6-mannosylglycoprotein 6-beta-N-acetylglucosaminyltransferase activity. Gene Ontology annotation, cellular component: Golgi apparatus.
UAUUUGUGUGAAAAUCCUCGCCGGACAUGAGCGCAAAGGAUGACAAAUACCAACUGGAUGCGACCCUUGUGUAGGGUCAUAGCCUCGGUAAACAUCGGACUAGGCUCUAUAGGGGUCAUUUUAUGUUCAGAAAGGACCACAUCAGUCCCUUUGCUGUUGGAAAGAUGGGAGAACGGACAUUAUUGCCUGAUUUAUAACUUUGAGGCUUUAAUUAUUACUUGUAUGAAAUAACGAACGCCUGGCGAAUAUUAAAUGGAUUGACACUUUAUGUACUGUAAAGUGAUAUGAUCAAAAUUUUUUUUAGGGGUGAUGUAAAGACCUGAAACACGCUAGUAGGCCAGGGACUGGGGCCCUAUUUACAUCCAGGAUACCGAGUUGCCAAUGUCGCCAAUAUACCGGUACAGACUGUAUAGCUAGAGCUUACCGCUUAGUUGUCUAUGACAUAGUCCUAUUGAGCACAGGCGGCUAAAUUGAUGGAUUGACAAAUAUUGCUUUGAUCGGAGAGGGUGAGGAGGUCUAUCUCCGACACAAAGAAGUUUACCAGGGUUUACCCGUGCUUGCUGGGUCUGGAGGCAGUUAAAGAUACGACACCACCACGUAGUUGGGUGUCGUCCCUUGUAAAUGGAGAGCGGAAAAAUUACAAUUUAAGCAACUAAAAGCUGUCUAUUAUACCUGCUUAAGAACACGGACACACGUUAAGUCGCCAAGAAAGAGUGCACAACGAAGUUAUUCCUCUGUGGUCGUUGGGAUUUUUGCUGAACGAGAUCGAAGGAUCCCUAUGUUGAAUCCUAUCAAAUAGAAUAGCAGGCACGUGGGAUGCUUAUAUCACAUAAUGGAUAUAACCGGAUUGUUACACUAAUAAUAUAACUGGAGUAAGCAGGGGUGACGGCCGCAAAGGAGAUAAAGUGUUGGGCGUCGAGAGCGUACCGAGUGUCUGCAAGGAGGGAAUGGAGAGGACCUGGGGCUGCGGGCGGGGGCGACUGGUGGUCCUCUUUUACCUGUUCGCCCUCGGUGCCUGGUUAGCGAUGAUGUUCCUGCAGUUAGUUCUGCUGGAUGUUCAGCUGACGCGGGGCUCGUGUGGGCAAACGGGGCGUGGGGUACUCGAUCACCUGUGGGGACGCCAGGAAGAAACCCAAGACGUUAAUUUAGUAUCAAUCCGACUAAAUCUUAUGGAAUUGAGACGUCUCUUGACACACCCUUGCCCAGGGAUACAGUUUCAUUGGAUGAGGUUAAGAAUUACCCGGAUGUGGCAACAAUGGCGUCGCGGUGUAGAAGAAAUGUUACAGGAAGGGAAGAUUUCGAUUAGUCGGCGAAAGAAAAAUAUUUUGCUUCACUUCGGUACCUUGGCGCAAGGAAACAGACUGGACGAAACAGCUUUUAAGGGUGGCCCUCUUGGAGAGCUGGUACAGUGGAGCGACCUGGUGGCCACUUUGUACAUCUUGGGGCAUGACGUCACCAUCACCACGGAAAUAAACCAACUUGGAAAACUUAUGGCGGAUAAUUGGCAGCGUCCAGUUCAGGCCAGUCUGGGCCGCGGGCCACUGCCCUAUGAUCUGAUCUUCACCGAUAUACACGGGUACAAACAGUUCAGAAAUACCCUGGCAGAAGCGGUUUUUACGAAGUCCAGGUGCCUGUUUCGUAUACUCGACUCCUUUGGAACCGAGGCAGAGUUCAACUACAGGCCAUACGCCACCGGUUACCAUGGCAACAACCGUUCCAAUACUUGCGAGUGGGGAUGUCUUCAUCUGCGACUUCAGCAGUUCUACACAAUGUUUCCCCACACUCCGGACAACUCUUUCCUUGGAUUUGUAAUAGAGCGGCAUAAUGCUCGCGAUGGGGUCAAGCAAACAAUACGGAUACAGAACCAGUCGUUAGUGUACGCGAAGAGAGAGUACAUGUGGGAGGGAAAACAAGCCUUCAUCGAUGUUAUCCGAGAAUUCUUUGAUGUCCACGCCACAUCAGAACUUCAAGCGCCACGUCAUAUGACGCAGUCCCCUAUCCCGGAAUAUGUCCACAACCACUACGUCCUUCUUGGGGACAGCUACCAAGCCCUGCUACAACAGUCGAAGAUAUUUGUGGGUCUGGGGUUCCCGUACGAAGGACCUGCUCCUCUCGAGGCCAUCGCCAUGGGGACCGUCUUCAUAAACCCACGAUUUCACCCGCCUCACAGCCGCUCUAACACGGCUUUCUUUGCAGAGAAACCGACAAACAGAGAGGUGACCAGCCAGCAUCCGUAUGCCGAGGACAUAGGCGACCCUCACGUGUACACCGUGGACAUUAACAACCAUACUCAGCUGCGAGCCACGCUCCUCAGGGUGCUAACUAGGCAACAAGAGGUGCCUCCUUUUCUUCCUUUCGAGUUUACCGUUGCCGGGAUGUUGGAGAGGAUGAAUUAUUAUAUAGAGAAUCAAGAUUUCUGUUCCAACCCCAUCAGAAGUCACGUGCCAAGAAAUGCCGUCCAAGGUUUUGUCGGUGCCGAGGGAAAGUCGUGCAAUGAUGUUUGCCGGAGUAACGGCCGUUUUUGCGAAAACACGAGGUUCAACAGCGUCAACAACAUGGACUUUUUACGGGCAAGAAAUGUGACUUGCAGUACAGUUGUAUCAGAGGCUGGGUUGGUUUACCCGUCUUUCGUUAGGCAAGGUGCAAGAAAGGAUUGUUUCUUUCAACAGAAUGAUUUUCUGUUCAACUGCGCCAGUAAACUGGAGAAGCACAAUCGAUUGUGCGCUUGCAGAACGUUUAAAAAGGAACAAGUAGCUCUUUGCCAUGAAUGCUGACGAAGCAUUUUUUGUUUUAUUGUCAAACUAAUGUACGUAUUUUUGCAAGUGAUUGUUCAUAAUUCAUUAAAUUGCCUUUUUUUUUUAACAUCUUUUAUUCUCAAGAGGGUUAAAUAUUGAUACAGUAUAAAUAAAGGUGGCAAUUCGCCUAGGCAUUAUAUGCUUACCUUAACAUUAAAUUGCCUUUACAAGUAUGCACGGACGAAGACAGGGAAGAUUUUGAAAAUGACAUUUGAAACGCAAAGGGGAUCUCAGUGUUCGGUUUGACAGUGCCAAAGAACAGGGAGGAACUUAAUUUUACAAAGCCCUCGAGUUCAUGAUACGAAUAAUAAAAUAGUUCACUCGUCAAGAGCAGGUAAAAUGGAAUUUUCUUAUUUCCCUUUUUCCAUUGUGGUUAUUUUAAUUUUUGCUUGAUGAACUUCUUCAAUCGAAAUCCUGACUACAUGAUACUGCAUGACUUUACUUAAAACUAAUGCAUCCAUUUCAAAGCAAACUCC